AAAAACAUGGAAGGCAAAGGCGCUACACGAAGAAGGACAGCAUCCUCAAAAUGAGAGAUGAAAAGUCAUCACCUAUAAAUAAAAUGUGAUUGUGAAUCGGCGCGCAGUGAAUGUAUGUGCGGAUUCCAUACGUGUAGACAAGAACAAGCAAAAGGACCAAAAUAUAGAGGCGAAAGAAAGCAGGAAUCAGAGUCAGGCAGAAUUAUGUCUAAAUCAAACGCGGACUUUAGUGCAUUCGACUUUAACGAUAGCUCCGAGAACAGUUUGAAUUCGCGCAGCAUUUUCCUGAAUCGCGGCGGGCUCGGCUCGGUGACAAACAGUGGCGCCGGAGAGGGUGGCGGGAGUAUAAAUGGGGGUUGCUCCUCGUCGCAGGCAACCUCCGAAAUAGGUGGCAAUGGCGGCUGCGGCGGUGACGACGGUGAUGAUGGUGAUGGAGACGGUGAUGGUGACACAAACAUAAAUGGCAACAACGAGGGUAGUAACGCAUUAGAUGCAGUUUCGGCUGCGAUAGGAAGCACAAGCAAUGGUGCGGGCACAUCAGCAGCCGGAACUGGAACUAACAACGGUGGUGGUAAUAGUGUUGGUGGUGGUGGUGGUGGGGCUAGUUGUAGUGAUGUAUUGGUGAAUAAUUUUAACGAUGUACGGAGUGGCAGUGCAAGCCUAAGUAAUAAUAGUGCGGCGACCACAGGUGGAUUGGGGGGUGGUGGUGGCAGUGCUGGCGAUGGUAGUGGUAAUGGCAGUAAUAGCAAAAAGUAUCGGCACCAAAAUUACAGUAAAAAUAUUUACAUUGGAACAAAAAAUGCUGAAAAAUGGGAGUUAACAAGAACGAGGUUGGCCUUUAAGAAUGACGUUGAGUUCGUUGCAUAUCUCUUAAAUUUGGCUGAAAACGACACCGAAAGGAGUUCAAGUCUUCCUUCAAUAUCAUCCACGACGAAAAAUUUUCCAAAUUUCAAAUUGGAAUCGAACCUAACAGUAAAGGACUUCAGUAAUAGUCAAACAGAAAAUUGCAAUGAUCCUCUACCGUUGACAAAGCCUGCUCCGAAGCUAAAAAAGCGAGUUCAAUUCCACGAUCCGCUAAACGGUUUUUCGAAAACGAAAGAUUUUCCAAAUUUUUCAAUGAAAGUUCCAAAACACGAUGCACAGGAUAAAGCUAUCAGCAGUAGUCUUGACAAUGAUGUUGUCCCCGAAGUAUUAGACUGUCGAAUUGCUGAAAAGAUCAAGAGCGAAUUAGCUGAAAAAUCUGCUAACAUUCAAAACGAUAGCUUCAAAGGAGCUCUGUGUUUGAAAAAAUCCACAGCAGAAACAUACCAGAUAUUCAAUCACAGUGAUGCCGAAGACGAUGAUGAUUUCGAUGAUGACGAUGAUAAUGAUGAAGAAGAAACUGGCAUUCUCAAUCCUGCUGAUAAGAACUUUCGUAUACGAGAUCGAUCAAAAAUCAAGAAACCUUCAAAAAUAUCAUUGUUUAACGGUAAAAUUAAAACGGAACAACAACAACAACAACCUCAGCCUCAAAAUGAUUCAGAACUACAAAGUGACGAUGACUAUGAUGAUGACGGGGAUGAUGGUGACGAUGGAGAUGGAGAUGAAGGCAUGCUGGCGACUGAAAUUAAAAACGAGCAAAACUUUAUCGAAGAAGAUGACGAGCACAAUGACGGGGGUUACGGAAUACGAUCUUGUCGAGAAUGUACGGUUAUGCAUGACUAUGAACACUGCCCCUUGCGAAAUUCAGUUUGUUACAUCAAGGAUACCGUUGAUUUGUCCACUUGGAUUGAGCGAAAGAAUAUCGAGGCUCUAGAAAAACUGAAAACCGAUUCCCAAAGGCUUGAAGGUGAUGGGACCGAUGCCAAUGAACUAGAUGAGGACAACUGUUCACAGACUUCAGAUGACGUCAGGAGAACGACUUUAACUUUUGCUGAAGCAUCAAUGCCUAGUGAAUUCGAACUUCGAAACAUCGAUGCGAACACCUUUGGGGUAUUCGCAAAAUCUGAUAUUCCUCUUUUAACUAAGCUCGGUCCUAUUAUUGGAAAACCAGUCCAAGUCAACGAUAUACCCGAUGACAGCAAUAUGAAAACUAUCUUUGAAAUAUGUGAAGGUGAUCGAAAGUCAGACCUCAUUUCCUGUGACGAUCCCAAUACUUCGAACUGGCUACGGUUUAUUCGACCAGCCUUAUCUUAUGAAGAACGGACUGCUAACUUGGUGUCAUUGGAUCGUCAAGCCUAUCUAGUUACUUGUCGGGAGUUGAAAGCAGGAUUCGAACUGUUAUACUGGAGUGACGAUUGCAACACCAUGUGGCGAAAGAAACACACCGAAAAAAUAAAUUGUGGCGGUUGUAAUCUCAAAUUCGAACAUCCUCUAUUUUAUCGUACUCAUUGCUCGGUAUUUCACGAUCCUUCAUUUAGUCUGACUAUUCGAAAAUACCAUUGUAAGGUUUGUGGUGAGGCAGUUUUAGGUAAGGAUAACAUAAUGAAGCACGCAGCCGAGAUGCAUGAAGGUAAAGGCGCUUACCAGUGCCAAUUUUGUAAUAAAUUCUUUUUGCGUCUCAACUAUUUGGAGAUGCAUCGCACGUACGGCUGUAGUGCGAAUCCGCAACGAGCUAGACCGCUGUGCGAUUUUUGUGGUCGAAAAUUCUGCCAGCCACAAAAACUUAAAGUGCACAUUAAACGAAUGCAUAGCGAUAUGGCUGAAGUUUUACGAGAUUUUCAGUGUAAAUUAUGUUCAAAACUUCUAGGAUCACGUGCGGCAUUGCAGCGCCAUUCUAAGGAGGUGCAUAGCCGGAAUUCAGCUGUAGUGAGUUGUCCCAGAUGCCAAAAGCUAUUCCAAAAUCGAAGCAAUUUGAAAAUCCAUAUGCUAACUCAUUCCGGUGUCAGACCAUUCAAGUGUGCCGAAUCUGAGUGUACAGCAGCUUUUACAACAAAACAGUGUCUUCAAUUUCAUUACAAGAAAGUUCACAAUUAUAGCCAGGAGCAAAUGCCAAAGAUUGAACGAAGUGUGGCUUAUACAUUUGAUGCAUACUCAGGAGGAAUGAAAGUUGACUUUUUAGAACAAGCCCCUCGAAGACGUCGCAAGAGCCUCGAAGAUCAAAACUCAUUAUUAAGUUCGAGUAUGCUCGACAGCAAAAGUGACACCGAAUUCGAAGACGAUCUAUUUGAGAGUAUUAAAAAAUCAGGCAAAUCCAUUAAAGACCUUUGUCGAAAUGAGACAAAUCUGUCAUUACUUUCUUCAAAAAUUAACAACAUAUUCACCAAAGAAGUUGGUAGAAAACGAAAGAAAAAACAAAGACCACUGAGUCCAAAAGAAGACACAAACGGAUUGAAUGAUGAAGACGAACGCAUGGAAAUGGUUCGUCGAAAACAAAAUGCUCAGUUAAGUUUGGUAGAAACUUUUCUCUCAAAGACUGCCCAAAGAAUAUCCGAACAACAACAAGCAUCUGCAGCAGCGGUAGCUGCAAUUGUCGAAGGAACUGAUGUUGCCGAAAAGCUUCAUAUGGCUACUGGAAAUUCUGAUAUUUCUGGUGAUCAUGAGAAUAGCUUUAGGCAACACGACCAUAUGGUAAAUGCCUCACAAACACCAACUUAUAAACAUUCACCGUCACAUGCAAUGAUGCAACGUCAAAAUCUUGUCGUCAGUAAAGGAAGUAAAAAAUGGAUUAGCAAUGAUGACCGCCAUAUGUCUAGGGAUUGUCCAUCGACUAGCGGUGUUGGAAUUGCUAGUCCUUAUGUCUCAGGGAAUCAAGGGAACAAUAUUGGCAUGGGAGUUCCUCCUGGUGGUGUAGAUGAUCCAAGUAAACUUUUGCCUAAUCGAGAUUUCUUAGCUCGAUUGAUGGGUUCAUCGAACUCUGAUCAUCACAAUCAUCCCAUUGCACAUGAAGAAGAUGAAAAUUCAUCAUUUUUGGAUGUUGUUGAUUCUAAUAAUCCCGGUGCAGUGAAUGCAGGUCAAAUGAAUCAGUUCCAUCAUAAUGGAGUUGGUUCCGAAGCAUCUCAUCAACAACAAAUGCAGCAUAUGAACUCUAUUGCACACUCACAAUCGUUUAUGAACUCAUUCUACAACAAUUCCAAUGCAAGACUGACAAGUGGAGGUGGUGGAGCUCCAUCCUCAGCAAGUAUGCUCGUAGAAGCAGCCCUUAACUCUGUUGGAAGCAUUAUGGACAAUGAUAGCGGUGAAAUGAAGUCUCAGGUCAACUCAAACCUCGAUAACGGCAAUCAAAUGAACUCACAAAUCGAAGUUGAAUCAGAUCGUUUUGGUGGAGGAAAUAUGUCCAACAUGGACAAUCUAGAAAACGAAAUUAAACUCAUGAAGAAUCUCAAUAAUUUCCCCAUGCAAAUUCCACCACUGCCAAUGUAUCCGGCCAGUGGGAAUUCAUUGAAUUCGUGCAACAUCUCUCCAGACACAUCCACACCCACUGAUCCACAAAGUAAUCAAAACAAUAACGAUAUCGAUGUAGAUGCUGGUUCAACGCCUCGUGGUCAGCAUAUGGGUGGUGGUGGUGGUGGUGGAGAUUCAGAGAGUUUCUCAAAUCAUCAUCAAACACCUCCUUCACCCCAAGCCAUAUCACCCGGUCGUGACUAUUCUAUCUUUGGUUCCAAUGAUAAUGCGGGUAAUGGUGGUGGACCAAGUAUAUCAGCAUCUUCACCUCUGCCUUCAAUGCAACAAAGACGAAAUGCUUCAAGUGUGGGGGCGAGUGGAGGCUCUGUUUAUACCGAUCAUGAGCUUAUUUCUCCAGCAUCCUCACCAUCGAUUCCUAGAUACAAUUUCAGUGGGAAUGAUAUUUGCCGAAAAAGAGACGAUGAUGGUGAGAGACCGCACAAUAUGUCAGGACAUAAUCAACUAUCCAGCGAUGACGAGAAUAGUAUUCUUCCUCAAAACAGCGGCCAAGAUAUGCGAAUGAAGUUCACUCAAUCUCAAAUGGAUCUUGUAUACUCCAAGUAUGAGAGUAUGGCUAGUGCGGCAAACCUCAAGUAUGGCAACAAUCAAGACCUAGAAGUUCCAUCAGACUAUCGCAAUAGUUCUAGCAACGAUCUAUCUGAUCUGCAAGGUCUCGACAUGACCUCUCGAUCUAAUGUAGGUUCAAAUUAUCAUCACAACUUCCAGUUGCCUCCUGGUGGUUCAAACUUGGGACUUGGCAGAUAUCACCAUCACAUAUACGAUAUCCUUUCCGAACGGGAACAACAACAGCAGCAACAGCAACAACAACAACACCAUCAUCAACAACAACAAGAAGAGCACUCAAGCCAAUUGUCUAUGCAACAGCACCAAUCCAUGCAUAAUCAUAAUUUACUACCUGAACAGCUAAGCGAUCAGGACCACGAUCAGACCACCUCUGUUGAUCUCAGUCGAACAGCCAACUACGUUGUGUCUUCCCCGCCGCAGAUUCCAUAUAAUCAUCCACAUCAUGAUGUCCUGCGAAUGGUAUCGCUCGAUCUAACACCCAAUGGCAAUAUGGGUGUCGGUAACAAUCGAUCUUUCCUGCCAUCACAAAUCCAACACAAUAACCGUGACAGCAUCGAUCAUCAUCGAUUGUUGUCAACUGCGGAACAACAUCGGAUACUAGCUGCUUCCAAUGCUGAUCAGCAUCGUUUGUUGGUCGAUCCCACUGCACACUUGUUGAUGGAACAAAAUAAUCGACUUCUCAGUUCAGACCAAUCGAGAUUGCUUGGAGAGAGUGCAGUAGCACAGAAUAGACAUAUGGCGGCAGCACGAGGCUUUGGUGCUUAUCAUCAAGUAGCUUCUGGUAAUUAUCAUCCGUCUGUUAGACCUGUGCUACCAUCACCCAAUCAUCAUGCAUCUAAUCCAUCGAACUAUCAUCCAUUCCCAGCAUACUAUUGAGAUUGGUCUUAAUUUAAUUUUUCUUCAAUUGUAAUUGAUUUUGUGAUAGUUUUUAUGAAGAUAUUUUGUAAAAACAAAUUUUCGUUACAUUUUGAUUUUCAGUCAUACCUACUGAUAAAUAGGGUUUAUUUUCAAGUCGUAACAACCUAUUUUUGAAAAAGAAAACGUUCAAGUUGGAACUAUUUUGUUGUCCAGUCAUAUGGUAGUUUUAAAUGCAUCAGUUUUUUAAAGAUGCAAUUUUGUCACAUAUAUUUAUUUAGCCGUUUUUUAUCUUAAAGUUAUUUGAAAAAUGCUUUCAGAUAAACAAAAAAAAUACUUCAGAUAGUACUAACAAUUUAAUGUUAAAUGAAAGGCUUUUCUGCGCGCAAAAAAAGCAUAAUUUGACGAUGGACAGUGGUUCCAAUAGUAAGAAGAUAAGGUCUUAAAUCUUAUAAAUGGUAUAUACCAUUUCGAUUCAUGGGUCCAGUUUUUCUAGAUUUAGGACCGCUUUCCCAUAUAACUUGAGUCGCACCAAAAACUGUUAUUUGACAACAAAAAAAAGAAGGAUCAGCAUUUUCCGAUUUACAUUAACAUUCAAUGUAAUCGGAUAGUUUUGUUCUUAAAAAAUUCAAAAACAAACAGAAUCAACAAUUUUCAAUCAAAAGAUAAAAGUUUUUAAAUCAAUUCGACGUUAUUUAUUAGGUUCAACGUGAACCGAAUAACAGAAUAGGGUUGAAACAAUCCCCAAAAUAUAUUGAAAUAUAAUUAAGUUAUGUUCCAUACAGUUUUUUAAUGGUAGUUAAGCAUGAUAGGAGUGUCAAAAUUUAAAUUUGGAAAGAAAUCCUGAAAAGUAUACAAAAUACGUUACAAGAACUUAUUAAUUAACCUUAAUAUGGAACGCAACUGACUGAAAUUAAUAAAUGAAGGAAAAUUUGUUGAAACUAAAUCUUCUUCAUAUUUGUUUUUGAAUUAAAUUUAUUUUUUUAAUAAAUUUGUUGAUGUUUAAUUUCAUAAUAUAUGUAUGUAUAACAUUAAUGUAUAGGUACUAUGUAUUCUUUUAAAGUUUCCUAAAUUAUGCACAACAAUAAGUGUUGUUGUACUUAGUUAUAGUUAUUUACUACUGUAUUUUUCAUAUACAAACUAAUAAGAAUAUCCUUUAAAAUAAAAAUAUUUAAAUUAUUAUUUUUUCAUUAAAAAACAAAAAAAACCAAACUGUAAUUAAUCUGCAUGUAUUUAAAUUGUCUCAAACUCAUAUAAAUGCAUUAAAAAUAAUAAUCUUUGUAUGAUAGUUUGGAAGUAUAUUAUUUAUAAUUAAUUAUAAAUAAAAGAAAAAAUAAUAUAAAAAAACAAGUAAAUGUGCCAAUAAACGCUACCCAACGGUUAAAAGUGAAAGAUUUAAAAUUAAAUACAUAUAUAAUAUAUAAUUUUAUAACAGAAACUUAGACCUUAUAUUAUUAUAUAGUAUACAAUAAAAAUUAGUUAGAAUGUAGGUAACGAUAUCUGUUUAAUAAAGUUUUUUUUUCUUUUUAGAAUUCUAAAAAAAAAUAAAAUUUUUUAAACCUUAUUGUAUAACCAAUUGUCGUAUUGAAAAAAAAAAUAAUAAAAAAUAUUAAAAUCGUAUACAAUACAAUAAUAAUUUUACAACAAAAAAAAAGUAACCUAAUUGUUAACAAAAAAAAUCCCAGACAUCCCAAGGUAGUUUACUAUUUUUACACCUGACGCCCACAGAAAUAAAAAAAAAAUUAUUCAAGUACAAAAAAACAACAAAAUAAUAAAA
This is a messenger RNA of Episyrphus balteatus (marmalade hoverfly), 7579 nucleotides long. RefSeq lists its product as uncharacterized. The record is from RefSeq and is a predicted model, not a curated record. Gene Ontology annotation, cellular component: nucleus. Lineage: Eukaryota; Metazoa; Arthropoda; Insecta; Diptera; Syrphidae. Bases 115 to 5823 code for a protein of 1902 amino acids. The transcript has 8 exons.